CUUCGUAACGUCUUCUGCUUGCUAUCCUAUUCUCGAGAACAGCGCACAUCAUUCCAGAGCGACAGCAGCAACCAUGGCCACAGACCGUCUAAACAACAUCCUCAGCCACCUGAAACCGUCCGGAAGUAGCGGCCUUUCCGCCAUCACCCAGAAGAACCCCGACGAUGUGGUCAUCACUCUCGCUCUGCGGACCCCGCUGACCAAGGCCGUCAAGGGCGGCUUCAAGGACACCGACCUCGACUUCCUGAUUUAUUCACUCCUGAAGGAGGUGGUUGCCAAAUCGAAGCUUGAUCCUACUUUGAUUGAGGAUGUGUGCUUGGGGAAUGUCAACGACGGCAAAGCCGCCUACAUCAUCCGUGCCGCCUCCCUAGCCGCCGGCAUCCCGCACACAGCCGGCGGGUCCUCGGUGAACCGCUUCUGCAGUUCCGGCCUGAAAGCCGUCCAGGACAUCGCGAACCAGAUCCAACUGGGGGCGAUCGACGUGGGGCUUGCGGUGGGCGCGGAACUGAUGUCCGCGCCGAGCGGCGACCGAAUCCCGCAGCCCUUCCACCCGGACAUCCUGCGCACGCAGGAGGCGGCCGACUGCAUGCAGCCGAUGGGCCAGACGUCGGAGAACGUGGGGGCGGACUUCAACAUCUCGCGGGCGGAGCAGGACGCGUACGCGGCGGAGUCGUAUCGGCGGGCGGAGGUGGCGCAGAAGGCCGGGUGGUUCGACGAGGAGAUCGUACCCAUCACGACGAGUGUGAAGGAUCCCAAGACCGGGGAGGUCAAGACGGUUACGCUUACCAAGGAUGAGGGCAUUCGGUACGGGACGACCGCGGAGAGUCUGGCGAAGAUCCGGCCCGCGUUUCCGCAGUUCGGGGACCGCAGUACCGGCGGGAAUUCCAGUCAGGUCACGGAUGGCGCGGCGGCGGUGCUGCUCAUGCGCAGGUCGAAGGCGAUCGAGUUGAAUCAGCCGAUCCUGGCCAAGUUCUGCGGGGCGACGGUGGCGGGCGUGCCGCCCCGGGUUAUGGGGAUUGGGCCGACAGCGGCGAUUCCUAAGUUGCUGGAAAAGUUCGGGUUGAGUAAGGAGGAGGUCGAGUUGUUCGAGAUCAAUGAGGCGUUCGCGUCGAUGGCCGUCUAUUGUCUCAGGAACCUGGGGUUGGCGCAUGAGAAGGUCAAUCCCAGGGGUGGCGCGAUUGCGCUGGGCCAUCCGCUGGGGGCGACGGGGGCGCGCCAGAUCUGUACGAUUCUGAGUGAGGCGCGGCGCACGAAGAAGAAGGUCCUGGUGACGAGUAUGUGUAUUGGGACGGGUCAGGGGAUGGCAGGGUUGUUUGUCAAUGAGCAGGUUUGAUUUGGUUCGUUAUUCGUGAAGUAUACUAGUGCUAUCUUGGUUUGCUAGGUAGGAGAUCAUGGAUAUAU
Molecule: messenger RNA, 1401 nt
Organism: Aspergillus saccharolyticus JOP 1030-1
Lineage: Eukaryota; Fungi; Ascomycota; Eurotiomycetes; Eurotiales; Aspergillaceae
Gene: kat1
Product: putative 3-ketoacyl-CoA ketothiolase (Kat1)
Exons: 4
Coding region: 74-1333 (419 amino acids)
Biological process (GO): phenylacetate catabolic process; fatty acid beta-oxidation
Cellular component (GO): peroxisome
Molecular function (GO): acetyl-CoA C-acyltransferase activity
Source: RefSeq, a predicted model, not a curated record